AUGCAUAGCGAAGAUGAGGGGAUAUAUGAUUGUCCUUUUGACAUAGAUACCCAACUCGCAACAAAGAAUGGGCCGCUCGAAACUGUGGAGUAUUUCAAUUUCUUCGAUUUGAUGUAGAACCGAUUUUGCCGUGUCGUAGUUUUUCAAAAACAUCUUCAGGUAUUCAUGCGUCGUAACUACUCUGAAGUCAACGAAAGAAUUCUGUCCUCAGGUUCAUGCUUCAGCCCAACGACUGGAUAGACGGCGCAUCGGAAUACAUCGAACUCCAAGCAGCUUUUUUCAAUGCAGAAGUGCGACUCUACUCCUUCGCAAAACUCAGAUUCACAUUCGAAAAAGGAGGAUUCAUGCACAAAACUGUGAAGGUACGCCUAAUUCAGUACUCAAAAAAUACGGGCACUAGCUUCAAGAUCCAUAUUGUAAGACCCAUUCAGAUUGAUUAGUAGCUUAGCAAGAAAAGGUCUGGCAGAUGAAAUUAUGCGCCUUUCAAUUUUUUGCUUGAACCAUUCAACUACAUCAAGCAGGUAAAUGCGCUCUCGGAGAAUUUGUACCCGAGUUUUUGGUACAUAGUCCCUGAUCUUAUUUUUCUGGGGAUGGUAAGCACACUGGCCUAUCAGGAAGGUGGAGAGGUGAUACACUUUAAGGAUGUGGAGAGAAAUUCAUCGCGGUCUCGACCAGAAUCAUCUUUCUAGAUGAAGGACACAGGAAGAUGAAGCGGCUAGGUCUUCAGAAGAUGAAGAUGCUUCCUCAGACGAUGGGUUUCCUUUCGUGCAUUGCCGGCUAAUCAUAGCAGAAAUACCGGGCUUCUUAAGUAUUACCUGAGCGAUUUCUGGAACCUCAUCGAUUGGGUCUCAAUUCUUGCGGGUUUCGGAAUUUCCUUCCUAUGGUUCCAGAUGGUGAUUGCGACAGGUCUUCUUGGCGACCAACUUGCGGAAAUGGUACCAGCCCCAGCCGUCAUCACACAAUCCUAUCGUGCGAAAUGGGGUACUAUCAAUCUCAUGUUUCAAAGAAGUGUCAGCCUCUUUAUCAUGACCAGGAGCGUACUUCAUGCUUGCUCAGGCAAAUGAUAGUCCUGCCUUCCUCCAACUAGAUUUUUUCAAUCCUAAGAUGAAAUAGAAACGAGUCUGUUUCUUGCCAGGUAAGAUCCUCGACGAGUUGGAUACGUUGGGCACGACACAAGAAGUGCAAUUCAUGCUUCUCUACUGGUACACGCUGGUUCUGAUGCUUCGAUUUUUCAAGAAUUUCCAGGGGCAACCACGUUUGAGUCAGAUCUCAAGUACAUUGAUGAAGUCACUGGGUGACAUGGUUCACUUUAUCAUUGUUUUUGCAGUCGUACUCAUCAACUUCGCUAUCGGCGGGAACCUCAUGUUUGGGACGAGCAGCGAAGUACUCUUACAGAUACUUAUAAUAACAAAUAGAUACAUACUGUAGUAAAAGACAAAUAGAUUUUUUUGUUUGAGGACGAGGUAGAUGCGCAGAAUGACGGAGGACGGUAGGGUAGUGCCAGUACUUGGAUGACUUCUUUGGUAGCUCGACAUAUUACGUCGUAGCACUGCGUAGGCUAACGAGAGCUCUACGAAAGAUGACUCGAUGCAUGUUAGUACCAACAAAUUUCUCUUUAAUAUCUAGUACUCCUCUAUCCAUACACGCAAUCAGAACUGGGCAACGAUCAUGGACAGUGUGAAUACGAGCAUGAUGGCGCUAUUGGGAAACAUCGAUAUGGACCAACUAAUGCAGAUAUCACCCAUUACCGCCUAUCUCUGGUUUUGGAGUUUCAUGGUCGUGAACUUCUUCGUUCUUUUGAACCUCCUGGUGGCCAUCGUCUUCGACCAUUACUACAAGUAUUCAACUUCAAACCUAGUCUACCGCAUCAAGAGCUCGUGUACUAGGUACAAGUUAGUGUAAAUCUGCAUGGUGUACUACCUCUUGUCACUCCUCUGCGCUGGACCCUGCAUUUUCUACUUUCAUUACAGAUGAUGAUCUUUCGCUUUUGUGACAGAAAAAUCAAAUCUAAACGAUAAUUUCAUUACACUGCAACAUACCUCUUUUCUUAGUUUCCGAGAUACCGUCGGCGAAACACAGGGUCUCGGGAGUCAAAUCUGGGAUGUCAUGGGGGAAAAGAGCUGGAGCAUGGAUUGGUAUUUGCAGCGGAAGCAAUACCUGAAAAAAGGGAUAAUACCCAAGCCGGAUUAUCUUGUCUUCGAGUUCACGAUUCGUGGGAGGACUUUCGGUAUAGAUCCAGCACGUUUUGGUUAUCUAUGGUUGGACGAGCAGAUGGGCUACGAGGACGUCUAUGAGGCUUUAAUGGAAGAAUCCCCUGAGGGACCGCAGUACGGCAGGCCAACACUUAUGGCUACCUCUUCUCAUGAUCAUGAAAACGAUUGGUCAACAUGCAAGUUGUAGAAGAAAAUACACAAUGAGUCUAGUUCUCGAUAUGGUGAGAGGAGCAGGAAAAUGCUUACGUCAAUAUUUGGAGUACAGAUUUUUGAUAAGAAAAGGCGGCGUGCAGUGAGCUACAGGAUGAUUCACUUUUUCUCCUGGCAAAGCAAACACAAGGAAUACUUCCUUGCAUGCAUUUGUUUCUAAGGAUUUCCUGGAGCAAAUGCAGAAGAAGCGCAACGCAGAUCGACAAGCGUUUGAGGAAAGCCUGCGGAAGGAUGGGAAGAUCUUUAGUCGUUCGCCAGCCAAAGAGGCAGAAGGGGUUGCAGGAUCGUGUCCGGGUACUGAGGGUGCCCAUGCGUCGCCGUUCGACUUGGAAAUGUCAGAUACGGACUUCGAGUCACACGCGGACGGCCGCGGCACGACAACGUAUGGAGGCAGCAAAGGUAGUAGCUACGUCCCGCCACGCGAACGCGUAGGCCAGAACAUGGCGAAACAUGAAACGGACAGGCGUAAGAUCAUUGGAGCCGGCCGGAGACGGACGAACAGCAAGCCGAUGCGGGGUCUUUUUGCCAUUCGUGAGGAGGGAACGUUGCGCAGCACGAGCAAGAACAAAAACAUUGAGAAGUUGCGGAGCGCCAUGACCGCGAAUAACAUGCACAUGUUACGAAAUUCGAUGAACAUUGCCAAUGAGCAGAUGAACAGAGGGGUUGGAGGAUACGACUCAGAGCAGAUCACGGGCAUUCACCCCAAUCACGGGGUCUUCGGCGAAGGGCAUCAUCGUAUGGCGGAUGACGACGACGAAGACAGCAAGCCCAUUUUAGUCGGUGACGGCGAAAGUAGCGGCGGGAAGGAGUCCUCAGCUGCAGGCCGUGAUGCGGCCGAAAAAAAGGAAGAAGGAAGUGAGUCACCAGGAGGUGGGUUAGAUCAUAGUGGCUCUGGUGCUGGGACAUCAGAAGGCGAGGGAUCAAACAAGGACGACGCAGCAGACGCGAGUGGGGACCCAGAUGUUAGGAAAAAGAAGACCAUGUCAGCUUUCCAGAGGCACGAAGAGCAGCUUGCGUACCUUCGGGAGCAGAUAGGCGUCGCAGAACUUGAAGUAAAAAGCAUUCCUUAUAACUUUUCGGGGUCAGGUCCAGGUGAAUUCCGAAGGUAAUAUCAGUCGUCGUCUAAGAAAAUUGCCUGAGUGCAAUUCAUGAGUCUUCAUCCAAUAUUCAAUAACCUAUGAAUCGUUCUGCAGGAACUUGGUGUGGAGCCUCGCUUCGCACGGCACUUGAUGUUGAGGUGUAAAAAAUUUGUGCUAGACGAAACGGGUUACGAGGAGAAGCGAAAGCAGGAACUCACGAGUCUUGCACGCAAUGCGGCAGAUUUACUUAAUGACAUUCAACACGAAACAGUUGCCUUAGUGAAGCAAGUCAACCUGGUGCUCGAAGGAGUUUGCAAGAGCUGUGCGGAUCUUUCGAUGGAUGUCGACGGAACACACAUGAAACUCGCGAAUCUACAACGGCAGCGCGGCGUCAUGGCAUGUCGCGGUACUCUAAUGAACCGCCGUGUUUCUCUCGUUGCAGAUCCAUAUUAUUAUACAUAGGACACAGAUGAUAGUCAUAGUUUCCACCUAAGACAAGUUUAUUCUAAAUUGAGGUCGACGAACGUCAGCGUGAUUGAUGUAGUAGAUACUUUCAAUUUAGAUUUUUAGGCGCGGGCUAUUCGCGCAAGAACAACAAUUUGUUUAUCGUUAGACAUGCACUCCAGGUACCGCGGUUGCUGCGUUACCGUAUUCAGAGCAGCUGUGGAACCAAGGAAAGAUGACCAAGACCGUUCCCGGUUUGCAAGAAGAGGAAGACAAUCGAAGGAAUGCGGCCCUUGAGCUGCUCGGCGGGGUUGGAGCAAAAAAGGCUUUCAAGGCUCUUCUUCCGGUUGCAGCUGCAUCUUCGGCGAAGGGGUAGAAGUGGUCGCGAUUAGCAGAGAAUAUAAUGUAACAAAUAAAAGCUACGUCCCUAAUCCAAUUCCAAUCUUCUAUUGAUACAAGCAGAGAAUCUACUGCUAUGGCCAUAUGAGGCUACAGACAGUAUUAACAUCUCUACUCACACAAAUUCCAAUCCAUUAGCACAUCUAAAUCUAACACGGGCUGACAGGGAAGGAAUAGCAUCUUGUACUUUCUCAGGUACUGAAUUAUUUUUGAGAAAAGUUGGACUUGGACUUGACAUAACACUGUACAUAGGGAGAACUUCUUUUUCUUGGGUUAGAAUAAACGAUUCUCAGCAACUAUAUCUGAUGGAUAACUCUUAAGCCGACGUUGAAAUUACCCGAAAGCAACACCACGCACACUAUAACCAUAUCCGAAGCCUGAAGCAGCAUAUGACUUCAGUUCUAUCCUGCUGCAUGCAUCAAUUACUUCAAGCGUGAGCAUUCUAACUGUUUCCAUAUGUUGUAAAUGUACUCGGUUUCGCCUUGACGGAGUGUGAUAUCUAAAGAAGAAUUCAAAGGUUUUUUUUUCGUAAAUCGAUCUGACUGUUUUUGGGCGUUAUCCAUGAAAGGUUAGUUACCUCCCAGUCGGCCUUUCUGAGAAGAAGCAUUGGC
Amoebophrya sp. A25 is the source of this 4956-nucleotide messenger RNA. The record is from the annotation of a GenBank genome assembly. Lineage: Eukaryota; Dinophyceae; Syndiniales; Amoebophryaceae.